This is a messenger RNA of Athalia rosae (coleseed sawfly), 2262 nucleotides long. RefSeq names its product lateral signaling target protein 2 homolog. Bases 729 to 2111 code for a protein of 460 amino acids. Gene Ontology annotation, biological process: regulation of DNA-templated transcription. Gene Ontology annotation, molecular function: DNA-binding transcription factor activity, RNA polymerase II-specific; DNA binding. The record is from RefSeq and is a predicted model, not a curated record. The transcript has 2 exons. NCBI's taxonomy places the organism in Eukaryota, Metazoa, Arthropoda, Insecta, Hymenoptera, Athaliidae.
GUAGGCCCCGCCCAUUUUAGGUGCUUUGAUCUUCGCCGCCUCCCUCCUACAUCGACUUGAGGUGGAAAUACUGGCCGAGAACCUUCGAAUCAUUCGGAGUCCACUGGCUUUGAGCGCUGCACGAUCGCACGAGGGCCAGGUGCCGCGUUCAAGUGAAGUUUCCGUAGUCAUUUAUGUAAUUUUUUUAAUGAAUGUUUCAAAGAAUUUGUUACGUGGACAAGUUGAUCGCUUUUCGAUAAGAUGAAACACAGUAGUUGAUCGGUUGCAGUGAUCGAUAGAUUAAAAAGUCGACGAGAUCCUGAGUGCCGCAAGGAACUUUCGAUUCGACGAACCCGGUUCGAACCAAGACAGUUGAGUGAUAUCAAAUGGUGAAAAAGUUUCAGUGUCGUCAGAUCUAAAUAAAAAAAACUAUUACCGUGAACAUUUUCAAACUAAUCGUAUGUUGACUCGGUGGAUAUAAAUGUUUCAUUCGGUGUGGAGUUCAGUUCGUACUGCAAGAACAGAAUCGAUGAUGAUUUGAUUCCUUCGUUUUCAAACAGGAGAAGAGAAACAAAACAAAAACAGUGUGAAUUUAAUCAAUGGUGAACAGUGCAUCGUUCUUCAUGUGAAAGGUUACAUCACAUACAGAAAGUGGAUGGCAUGUUCGAUCAGUUUUUUGAACGGCUGAUUCAACCGCGACUGGCUGGUAAUAAGAAAAGAAAACUCCAAAAAAUUUGGAGGAUCAGAAAAUGUGUAGUACUGAAAUGACGGAGACGUGCACCAUGUCACCGUCGACUAUAACUUCGAGUAACGCAGCUACUGUUACCGGUAGAAAAUCGAGUUGUCUCAGCUCUCCUCCGUCCCACCGAAGGAGUCCUUCGCCCAAAAGUCCGCCCCGCAGGGUCGAGGUCGUCCAGGAAGACGAAGAUGAGAUAUCCGUAGGAUGUCCGAGUCCUCUUCCUCUCGUUGUGGUAACUCCAAACGAAGAUGAGGAAAGGUACAGUCCAUCGAGAGAGGAUUACAGCGAAAGAUUGAGUCCUAGAAGUUACCAAGAAGAGAUGGAAGAUGACGAGCGAUACUCCAGAGAUGUUGACUACCGGAUGUCCGGUUCGGCAAGGUUAUCCGAAGGUCGCGUCCAGUUGGAUAGGGACGUUACGACCUUCAGAGAGGACGACAGAAUAGUCGCACCGACGACGGGAGGACCUGACGACUACUUCAAACCUCUGAAAAAACUGAAAAUGGUACAAAUACAGCAAUCCGACGAGGAGGAUGAACGAGAGAGGGAUGCCAGUGAACGCGGCGUGAAAUCAUUCAGUAUUUUGGACAUCCUGUCGCACAGACCAAAGGCGAAAAUUGUCAGACCUUGGGACACCGUUGAGUCGAAUCAUUCGCACCUUAAUCAUCACCAUCACCAUCAUCAUCACCAUCAUUCGAGACCUAGAGAUCUUUCACUGGUUGGAAUGUCGCUGGCUUCUAUGUCCGGGUCGAUGAGUGAACCGCCACUUAGCAGUUCUUCUUCCUCCGGAAGAAGUUCGGUAUCGGAUUCCGGAAGUCCCGAUCCUCUGACGCACCAUCAUCACGCUCUCCAUCACGGUAUGCAUCCCGGACUCCACCACCACAUGCAGCAAUUCAAGAGGAAAAUGCCGCAACAGCACAACUCACAGGGGGGUCAAAACAGCAAAAGAAGUCCCGGCCAAGGAAGUCCGUUGGACGCGCUGUUUCAGAUGACCAGUAAAACAUUCGACGCGGGAGAACACAGUCAAGAACAAGCGAAUCAUUUGAAUUUGUUCAACAAUCGUCAACAGCCAAAAAAGAAGCGGAAGUCACGCACGGCUUUUACGAACCAGCAGAUAUUCGAGCUGGAGAAAAGAUUUUUAUAUCAAAAGUAUCUGAGCCCGGCCGACAGGGACGAGAUAGCGGCUCAACUCGGCCUAAGCAACGCCCAGGUAAUCACUUGGUUCCAAAAUAGAAGAGCGAAAUUAAAGAGGGACAUGGAAGAAUUGAAAAAGGACGUACAAACCGUCAAUCCACUUCUAGUAGCCCAACACCAUAAAACUUUUUUAGAAAAUGUACAGGAUUUGGGUAUACUUAAAAAAAGGCCUCUGCCCAAUUCUAUGGACGAGAAAUCUUAGAAAUUAUUCUUAUCGUCAUCAUCGUCAUCGUCGUCGACGUUAUUCUUGUCGUUGUUACCGCUAUUGUCAUUAUCCACUUGGAAUAUGCGAUCAUACUUUUUUCAACGUUCACACGAACGUAGAUAUAUAUCGAAUGAAAUGUCCAUCGUAU